Messenger RNA from Hyaloperonospora brassicae, 1215 nucleotides. Lineage: Eukaryota; Oomycota; Peronosporomycetes; Peronosporales; Peronosporaceae. The record is from the annotation of a GenBank genome assembly.
AUGCGACGCGUACAGACGCAAUUGCGACCGCGCUACGCUCGACUUGCGCUGGCGUUAGCGCUACUUUAUUGCGCCCAAAAGACGUUCGGUCGCUCGCUUCUGGCCGCACUUAUCCGGCGGUACUUUCUGCGCUCGGGGGAAACGCCGAAACUUGUGUACCGAGCCACGCCAACAAACACGACACUGCUGGCUUUGUGUCCCGCACUAACGAAACACAAGUACUACCCGCCGCGGCUUUUGUUCAACGGACAUCUACAGACCGUUCGGUUUGCCUACGACGACAGAGGUCCGAAGAUCCGCUACAGACGUCAGCUACUAAAGUUACCGGACGACGGCGUCGUGUCUUUGGAUUGGGCUCUUUUACCGGACAGGAACGAUCCCUCGACGACACUGACGGAAGAGCGUCCACCACUACUUGGCUGCCCGAGAGACGCCACUGGGACCGCUCAACUCUUUUGCAGCGCGUACACUGACGAUCUCCGCUUUGUUCUGCACCAAUUGCGCGAGCAGUUUGAUUUCGCACGUGAAGCGUUCAUUGGCGCUGGCUUUUCGAUGGGGUCCAAUGUGCUGGUCAAAUACUUGGGCGAAGAUGGCAGCCGAACGCCGUUGACCGGUGCCAUUUCGAUUGGAAACCCGUUUGACUUGACCAUCUGCUCGGCGAACUUUGGUGACUCGCUGUUGCACCGGAUGACGUAUGACAAAGCGCUCAACAACAAUCUUCGUGAGCUGUUUUUCGACAAGUGCAAUGCAGCUGAGCAGUUUAGGAAUCACCCAGACGUGGACUUGGAGGUACUGAAGGCCACACGCACCGUACGUGACUUUGACGACACGCUGACGAAACACGUGUUCCACUACGACACAGUGGACGACUAUUACAGCGAUGCCGGAUCGGUGAAAAAGCUGGGCGGCGUGCGUGUGCCGCUGCUCUGUAUCAACGCAGAGGACGACCCGAUCAGCGUGAGCCGAGCUCUGCCGACAGUCGACGCAGUGGAAGCCAAUCCAUAUGUGAUCUUGUGCACGACCAAGUCAGGCGGCCACUUGGCCUUUUACGAAAGCUCACUCAAGUCGGUCUACGACCGCGAAUCGAACAUGUGGACAGCGUAUCCUAUCGCUGAAUUUGCCGAAGCUGUACGACUGAGCAGGAUCGCCGGACAGGUCGAGCGGUGUCCAAGAGAUGGAGCCGCUGCCAUAUCGGACAGACGUAGUCGUCUGUAA